Gilbertella persicaria is the source of this 1302-nucleotide messenger RNA. RefSeq names its product Ribokinase-like protein. Lineage: Eukaryota; Fungi; Mucoromycota; Mucoromycetes; Mucorales; Choanephoraceae. The transcript is spliced from 5 exons. The record is from RefSeq and is a predicted model, not a curated record. The coding region runs from base 75 to 1004 and encodes 309 amino acids. Gene Ontology annotation, molecular function: kinase activity.
ACUUUAUGAUAUGCAUCACACGUGUGGUGUCUUUUUUCUCUCUCUCUCUCUCUUUUUUUUUCUGCUUUUUUAUCAUGGAAAAUAAACCUUUUGUGUUGCUUGUUGGGCAAGUCUAUUUAGACACCAUUUUACAUGUUAACAAAUUUCCUGAAGAAGACACAAAAAUAAGAGCAACAUAUGCUGAACAAAGAGUAGGAGGGAAUACCUGCAAUACAGCUCAAGUGUUAGCUCAAUUUCAUCAUCAACUUGAUGUGUGUUACAUGUCUGCAGUUGGAUCCCAUGAGACAUCAAGUUACAUCAUGGAUUCGUUAAAACAUAUCAAGGACACCAUGUUAUAUCGAGAAGAACAACUUACGCCUUCUUCUGUAAUUAUUCAUAAUCAAAGUACAAGCUCAAGAACUAUUAUAUCCAACAACAAUUUAAAAGAAAUAGACUUGAAUGAAUUUAUUCAAACGUUUGAUACAUUUCCAAGAAAAGAAAAUGUAUGGGUUCAUUUUGAAGGUCGCAAUAUACAUGAAACAAUACGUCAGAUUGAAUGGUUGAAUGAAAAAGCUGCCCGAGAAUAUUGGAGAUCUAAACUGACUAUUUCUGUUGAACUAGAGAAGCCUGAAAGACCAGAUAUUCAUUUGCUUGCACAAAAAGGUGAUGUUGUGUUCUUCUCAAAGAUUUAUGCUCAACAUCAUGGGUAUCAAGACCCUUCUCAGUUCUUGAUUGCUCAAGAAUUGAAACCAAGUGCAUUUGCAUUUUGCACUUGGGGUGCUGAAGGUGCUGUUGUGUUUGACAACAAAACAAAACAAACAUAUCGCGCAACACCUCCAGCUAUUGAGAAAGUAGUAGAUACUGUAGGAGCAGGUGAUACUUUCAUAGCUGGUAUCAUUUAUCACUUGACUUGCUUUGGUACUUUAGAACAUGCACUUAACUUUGGUUGUCAAUUAGCAACACGAAAGGUCGCUCAACAAGGUUUUGAUUGCUUGAGCAUCAGAGAAGAAAAAACCAUUCGUUAACAUAUGCGUUAAGAAAUACCUUUUAACCAAAAGUACUUUGAGCAAUAAAGUUUGAAUGCAGAUUUGAAGGCGAUGCUCAUAUUAAAUCGACGUUUUCGUCUUAGUAAACUCACUUUCUUUUCUUCUGAAGUACAUAGAAAUGGUCUUACCUGAUUUUGGUUGGAUUAGGCCUACAUUGGUCACUCCAAAAAUUCCUGAUCGAGUUUUGUUUUUUUUUUCAUUUUCACGGACCUCCGUGAUCCUCCAUGAUAAAAAAAAAAAUGAAUUUCACAAAACAGCCAAACCAAUGGUACCAUUU